This is a messenger RNA of Phyllostomus hastatus (greater spear-nosed bat), 751 nucleotides long. RefSeq names its product stathmin 3 (gene STMN3). Gene Ontology annotation, biological process: neuron projection development; regulation of microtubule polymerization or depolymerization; microtubule depolymerization. The record is from RefSeq and is a predicted model, not a curated record. NCBI's taxonomy places the organism in Eukaryota, Metazoa, Chordata, Mammalia, Chiroptera, Phyllostomidae. Bases 133 to 675 code for a protein of 180 amino acids. The transcript is spliced from 5 exons. Gene Ontology annotation, cellular component: neuron projection; cytoplasm. Gene Ontology annotation, molecular function: tubulin binding.
CUGUCUCUCUCUCUCUCCCCCUCCCCCGCUCGCUCCCUCCCCUCCCCGGCACUGCAGCAUUCGCCGACUGCAGCUCCAGCCGCCGCCCGCGCCUCUCCGGCCUCCUCCGCAGCCCCCGCCGCAGCCAGCACCAUGGCCAGCACCGUGUCCGCCUACAAGGAGAAGAUGAAGGAGCUGUCCGUGCUGUCGCUCAUCUGCUCCUGCUUCUACUCACAGCCACACCCCAACACCAUCUACCAGUAUGGGGACAUGGAGGUCAAGCAGCUGGACAAGAGGGCCUCCGGCCAGAGCUUCGAGGUCAUCCUCAAGUCGCCUUCCGAUCUGUCCCCGGAGAGCCCUGUGCUGUCCUCUCCCCCCAAGAGGAAGGACGCCUCCCUGGAAGAGCUGCAGAAGCGGCUGGAGGCGGCUGAGGAGCGAAGGAAGACGCAGGAGGCGCAGGUGCUGAAGCAGCUGGCGGAGCGGCGCGAGCACGAGCGCGAGGUGCUGCACAAGGCCCUGGAGGAGAACAACAACUUCAGCCGCCUGGCGGAGGAGAAGCUCAACUACAAGAUGGAGCUCAGCAAGGAGAUCCGCGAGGCGCACCUGGCGGCGCUGCGCGAGCGGCUGCGCGAGAAGGAGCUGCACGCGGCCGAGGUGCGCAGGAACAAGGAGCAGAGAGAGGAGAUGUCCGGCUAGGGGGCUUCGGACACCGCGGCGCCUGGAUCCUGAGCCGACACAAGAACACGUUCGGGUUUUGGUUUUGUUUUGUUCA